AUGGCAGGCAGACAACCAGCAAAAGGUUCCAACGCAUUCAAUCCAAAACAAUACGAACGCCCUGGCCUCACUGAGGACGAAAUUGAAGAAAUCAAAGAAGCUUUCGAUCUCUUCGAUACCGAUGGAUCUGGUACAAUUGACCCAAGAGAACUGACCUCUGCAAUGCAGUCUCUCGGCUUUGAAGCCAAAAACCAAACCAUCUACCAAAUGGUUAGCGACUUAGACAAGGACGGAUCAGGAGCAAUUGACUUUGACGAGUUUCUUGACAUGAUGACUGCCAGGAUGAGCGACAAAGACACUAGAGAAGACAUUCAAAAAGUUUUCAGGCUGUUUGAUGAUGAUAAAACUGGAACCAUCAGCAUUAAGAACCUCAGAAGAGUAGCCAAAGAGCUUGGAGAGACCAUGACUGAUGAAGAGCUGCUUGAAAUGAUUGAAAGAGCUGAUAGUGACGGCGACGGACAGGUUUCCUUUGAAGACUUCUAUAAUAUCAUGACUAAGAAAGCCUUUCCAUAA
This is a messenger RNA of Blepharisma stoltei, 513 nucleotides long. The record is from the annotation of a GenBank genome assembly. NCBI's taxonomy places the organism in Eukaryota, Ciliophora, Heterotrichea, Heterotrichida, Blepharismidae.